Molecule: messenger RNA, 1056 nt
Organism: Nezara viridula (southern green stink bug)
Lineage: Eukaryota; Metazoa; Arthropoda; Insecta; Hemiptera; Pentatomidae
Source: the annotation of a GenBank genome assembly
AAACAAUAAAGAAUGAAGAAAGUUUAUGAAAAGUAGAUUUAAUGUUAACCAAACUAUAACAAGCAGAGAUAAAAAAGUCAUGGGAUAUAUUUUCAUAGGUAAGUCUCUAGUUAUGAAAUAUUUUAGUUUGAUAGGAAUAUUAACAUUUAUUCAUUUUUCUUGUCCUUCAGAUACAUUUAAAGAUAUUUAAGCAGUAGUCAACCCUGUAAGAAUCUUGCAGCAGUGAAGAUUAGGAGGAACAUAUUUAAUACAAUAUUUGUUUUUUUGGAAUCUGAAAGCAUCUCUCAAUCAAUUUGAAAACAGAAAAUGAUCAAUAAAACAAAAAGUUUGAUUUAUAAACUAUUUGACCCACUAACAGAUCAUAACGAAUGUAAAAUAAUUUAAUCCAGUAGCUAGUAUUGGAAUUUCAGGAGUAAAAAAGAAUUAAAGAUAUUAAAAAAAAACAAAAAGGUUAAACAUUACGCUAGAAAAAAAGAGAGAUAUUUACAAACGAGAAGUAAAAAAAGAUAUUGUAUGUUAAAAAAAAUGAAAAAUAUUAUAUUGAAAAACUAAAGUAUUGUAAAUAUGAAAUAGCAGUUGAAGAAUAAAAUUACAAAUUACGAAACUAAAUGCGAAGUUCAAACAGUUUAUGAAAAUGAAAUAUCGAUUAAAAGAUAAUGUUUUAUUCUAAGAGAAAGGUUUCGAAACCCUAAAGGAGGAGUGUAAUUAUUAUGAUAAAACACAAUCAAGGAGAAUAAAUAAAUGAACAAAAAAAUUAAGGAUGCAAACAUUUUAAGAUAGAAAGAAAACUAUUUUAUAAAACCAUAGUGGAAUAUCAAUUAUCUUUGCUUGCUUCUUCAACUUCUGACCAUCAUCUUUUAAAGCACAAAAUAUGGAAAGCUGAUUAAUUAUGAAUAAAGUUCGUUUGUAAGAAACAAUUGUCUUUAUUAUUUCAGUUGUAAUCACCUUUAUAAUUUCAUUGGUAUAAAUGGAUUAUGAUUAGAGAAGUUAAACGAUACAUGCAAAUCAUGAGAAGUUUUUUGUUUGUAACUAUAAGAUAAUUUUAAGUCAAAGCAA